Eimeria mitis is the source of this 798-nucleotide messenger RNA. RefSeq lists its product as uncharacterized. The coding region runs from base 1 to 798 and encodes 265 amino acids. Lineage: Eukaryota; Apicomplexa; Conoidasida; Eucoccidiorida; Eimeriidae. The transcript has a single exon. The record is from RefSeq and is a predicted model, not a curated record.
AUGCAGCAAGAGGCAGCAAUUCAUCUAGCUGAUGCUGCUGCACCUCCUGCUGCUGCUGCUGCUGCUGCUGCUGCUGCAGCAGACACAGCAGCAGCAACAGCAGCAGCACCAGCAGCAGCAGCAGCAGGUGCUGCUGCUGCUGCUGCUGAUGUACACCCCAAUGAUGCAGAAGAGGAGAUAAACAAUCAGCACCAAAACAGCAGCAGCAGCAGCAUCAGCAGCAGCAGCAGCAGCAGCAGCAGCAGCAGCAGCAGCAGCAGCAGCAGCAGCAGCAGCAGCAGAUCAGAUAUUCUUUUUUCUUUUCUUUUUUUAUUUCGGCUGCUGCAAGUUAAUAAACAAAAAUAUAAUUUUAUAAAAACAGAAAUAGCAGUGCUGCAUAGACAGCUGCUUGCUGCUGCUCUUAACCUCGAUCAAGCAGCAGCAGCAGCAGCAGCAGCAGCAGCAACAGCAGCAGCAGCAGCAACAGCAGCAACAACAACUGAAGCAAUAGCAGCAACAGGAGCAGCAACAAAUGCAGCAGCAGCAGAAGAAGAAACAGCAGCAGCAGCAGCAGAUCAAGCAGCAGCAGCAGCAGCAGCAGCAGCAACUGCAGCAGCAGCAAGAGGUGCAGCAGCAGCAGCAACGAAUGAAACAGAAAGGCAGGAAGCAGCAGCACAUACAGCAGCAGAAGAAGAUGCAGCAGAAGCAGCAGAAGCAGCAGCAGAUGCAGCAGCAACAGCACUGAGCUGCAGCAGCAGCAGCAGCAGCAGCAGCAGCAGCAACCCUUGGCAUAUGCAUGCAGCAGAAGAGCAGGGGUAA